CAUGUGACUGGAGAAAACUUCCGGCAGCGCCUGUCACCUGUGGUGACAAACAUGGCUGCGCUCUUUAUUGGGGAUUGUCAGAAAUGUAAAUAGAGUCCGAGUACGGGCGCAGGGAAGGGGGAGCUAACGUAGUGCGGCACCUCCCAAACAUUGUGUCUGUAGGAAGCGUAGCAGUGAGGAAACGUAUGGCUGCAACUGGAGGAAAGGACUCUCUAUGGGAAGGAGAAUAUUACAAAGCUGUAAGAUGAAUCUGAACAUCCUUCUGGUGCCAGGACUCACACUGCCUGAAGGGACCAAUCCACCAGUGAGAGUAUCCCUGACAAGGCAGAAGCACCCUACUCUCUGCAGUCUUUGCCCUCAAGGGGAACUUCACCUGACAGCGCUCCCAUAUGAAGGCUUCCACACAACCCAUACUCAGCUGGAAGGACUUUUCUCUCAUUUCCUGUGGGAAAAUGCUGAUGGGAAUGAAGAACCAUCUGACAACAUCCCCCGUCUUCUUACUCUGAGUGGGAGCAAUGAAGUUGCUGUUCAUGGCCUGCAUGUUGCAGACGGGCACUUGAAUGUGACCACCAUCUUUCUUUGCGAUGAGGACACUUUGAGGAAACUUUGUGCAGAUAACCAUGUUUGUGUGUCCUCAGUCAUCUGUGUUCGGCUAUUGUCCCUACAAGGAGAUGAUGUUCUGCUGUUGCUGAGUAGCAGUGUCUUGUUGCAUCUUCACUUUUCUUCAGAAGAUAACAGUCUAAAACUUUUAUCCUGCUUAUGCUUGGAUUUGGGUUUCGAAGCAACAGAGCGCAUUUCAGAUGUAUGUUUAAAAAGUGGGCUGUUGUUUAUGCUGGAUACUUAUGGUUUUGUAUAUGUUUAUGAUACUGUAGAUGGCUCACCCAUCUUCACCAUGGAACUUCCACUAAGACCAGAGAAUGCUGCUUUAGAUCCACUCAACAGUAUUUGUGUGUCUGAUGACCUAGGCUUAUUUGUAGUCACCACUGCUGCUUCCUGGGCUCUCUCUGUGCAACUCUGUGAAGAUGCCAGAGAGAUCUCAGAUCACGCAGUAUCUGCCUGGCACAGUGAUCAUGUCCCAGAUCUACAUAUAUCAGGUGCAGAUGAAGAGAGACUGAGUAGUUGUCAUGAAAGUGUUUGUACCCCUAGAUGUACCUUACGCUCAGACAGAUCUUGGGAUGCCACACUGUCUUCACUAUGCAAUGAGAUCAUGAACUCUUCAGACACGUUUGUGUGCUCCAAGAACCCUUAUCUAUGGCCUUGUAACCUUCCUUUAAAAGUACCUCUCAGUGGGAUCCCUGUGGGGGAAGGCUGGGUGAGGAUUGUUUCUGAAGGGUUGGAUGAUCCUUUGAGUCUCCACAUCGGGUCUGUCACUUCCUUCAGUGCUGUACUGUGUCUUUUUGGGAUGGAUGGCUUACUUAACAUGAUACAAUGGGACAUGCAAUCAAAGGAAAUCUCUUCCUAUCCCUUGGGAAAGGCUCACUUUGUUCACUGUUCUCAGGAAGAUGCUUGCCUGGUGAUGUCAGAUCGAGGGCUAUCUCUAGUGGUGUUUUCUGCUUCACAAGAGGAAUUCCUGACCAGAUUAAUGAUUCAUGGCAGUGCAAGUACAGCAGAUACCUUAUGUCUUCUAAAUAAGUGGGGCCGUUGCUCCGUUCCCAUUCACACACUAGAGGCUGGUCUAGACAACAGACAGUUAGACACUGUUGACUUUUUCCUGAAGAGCAAAGUAAGCAUCCUAAACCCUUUGAUCUCUGAGGAGCCUCCCGAUGGCAUCCAGGCGGAACGCUAUCUGCAAAAUGUGCAGGAUCUUCUGCCAGCUCUUGAUCUUCUUGUCUCCUACAUCAGAGAAACAGACCAGGAGACACAAAGCAAGCACUUCUCUGAGCAGUUGUUGCAGCUCACUCUUGGCUUCCUGAAUGGACAACUUCAUCUGCUCUGUGCGCUGCUAUCUGAGUCAAGUCCUGCAUUGCAGCAAGCUGUUGAGAUUCUUAUGGGUUAUAUAACCAAGCUACGCCGCUUCAUGAAGAAAUUUAUGGAACAGCCACAACCUGUGGACGUCCCAGGUAUUGAGGGACAGUUACACUCUUGGAAGAAUCUGUCAUUGGAGCAAAUAAUCUCUGAUGCCAUUUUGACAAACCGCAUUCCUGAGGCCCAGGUAUUCCUGCGUGCUGAGGGUCAUCAAGCUUGCAGCCUGACAUGGUUGAAACAAGAAGGCCUUAAUCUGGUGUACAAAUGCCUGCUGGAGACACGCCUGCAAGAGGCUCGUCAGCUUCUCCGAAAUAUGGGCUUUUCUGUCAUGAAUGAGCUUAAGCGCAUUUGUUUGCACACAUCAGAUCGGGGCGUCAGGACAUUGCUGGUAGAUCUCCUGCAGAGAGAGGGGUGUUUUUCAGACCAAGAGCAGGAAGAUAUUCAAACUGUGAUCCAUUUGGAAGAAGUUUACUGUUGUCCACAAAAAAGGACUAAAGAGAGUCAUAAACUUCUGCCUCACAGGCUUGUACAGAGGCUUUUCACUGGAUCUCAGGAACCAGAAGUCCUACAAGCAGCUUUGACACCUUCUAAGAACAAGUCACACAUGGUCCUCCUCUACUGGGCUCAGGGCUGGGAUUUGGAAACAAAGGAAGCUAUUUUACUGCCCCUGAGGAACAGUCAAGUAGAUAUGGGUUUCUCACACCCAAGAAAUCUGUGGUGUCAUCUUACUUUAUGGCAUGCAUGGCAGAGGAUUUCUUCAUGGAUAGAAUCUUUAGAAAAACAUGGAAAGACAAGUAACAAUGAUCUCUCAACAUGGCCUCUUCUGACUCCAGAAAUAGUGGAGUCAUGCACCCUCUGUUGUGACUAUACAAAGCAGAAGAUCCUGGACAAGUUAGCAAGAAUGGAAAUAUUUGUCCCUUCUGAGCAGCAGAAUUUUGAGGCCCUUGUGGAACGUAUGGCAGUUAGUAGGAGCAUGAUGCCGUUUCCUGUCUCCAACCCUCAGUGCAGCACCUCUGAGAAUCAAGAUCGUCACACCCACUUCGUUUUGCUGUGUGCUGAGCAGAGUCUUCACUACCUAUUGUACACAUAUCUGGAUUAUCACAGGUUGAAUUCUCAGCUUUGCUCUGCUUUGGGCAAUACAACCUUGCAUGAAACCUUGCCUUGGUUUGCAUUUUUGGUACAGAUACGAGGUGUCAAAGACAACUCUGAAGAUCCAAGCCGCAUGUUUAAUGCUAGCCUCUCCAAUGCCCAUAUGGUGAUGCCAGGGUACCAGCCUAGUAUGAGCAGCAUGCUGCUGGAGGGACACACAUUGCUCGCCCUUGCAACCAAUAUGUAUGCACCUGGUGGCAUUGACAGGGUGUUGGAGCAGCAUGGAGAGUCAGAUUCUGGUCAUAGAAAUGUAGACCCUCAGCUUCUUAAAAUGGCUUUAGCUCCAUAUCCGAAGCUCAAGGCAGCUCUCUUCAGUACACACCCAGCUACUGUCAGUUCUCCCUCUGACAUUUCACUUUACCAUCUCCUACAGGCUCUCUCCCCAUUUCAGCCUACACACUUCUUCACAUGGCAGUCGGUAAAUACCCUUGCUGCAAGUGACAACAGUGCAGUGCUCCCACAUUGCUCAAGUCCAGCCUUGGUCAGCAAGUUCUCUGUGGGUGAGCAACUAGAUGUCUUCUUCUUCCUGCGGAGCGGGCGACCAUCAGUCGCAUUCGCUACCUUUCUGGUGUUUCAGCUACUAAGAAGCAAAACCCCCCAACAGCUAAUCAAGCAAGUUGCUGAGGAUGUUUAUUCCCUGGCACUGUCUUCAUUUCAUCUCUCCUCUGUGCUUGCUUCAUGCUGCUGCUUCUUUGAGUUACUGGGUCUCAACAGCCACAAGCUUCGAGUGGAUGUGAACGUUGCACACAUGAUACUAAGUCACUCAGCUUCUCUGCAUGAGGAUCCAGGGGUACACAAAUCCCAGGCACAAGCUUUAGCUCACAGACUUUGCAGACUGGUGGAGAAUGAGAGAGAAGCAGCCAUGGAUAUUUUACAUAGCCUGGAGGAAGCUGUAUUUUCUGAAGAGUGUCAAAACAGCUCAUCUCUACCCACUGGCUCCUGUUUAACUAUUCAGCAGUUCUGCCUCCUCCAUUCUAUUCCCAUGAGCACUAGGUAUUUGAGGAGCUGCGCACAGCAACAAGACUGGCUGCAGUUACUUGUGAACACACACACUCAGGAACAGGUCCUAUGUGUAGCUGAAAAGUUGAGCCCGGCACUUAAUAAUCACAUAAUGCUAUCAUUGCAAGAUGCAAAUUCAGAUGCACAAAUCUCUGAAUAUGACUUGGAAAGAUCUGAAAAUGAUACAGUGACUGCCAGUUUGUACAAUAUAUUGCUUGGGUGCCAGAAGACUGGGCAGCCAGGCCGCACACUUCUAAAGGAAUGUAUUAAGCACAGAGCUCCAUUGCUGAGUGUGCUUGCUGCAUAUAUGCAGGACACCAACCAAAUUGCUUGCCUGUGUGUGUGGCUUGUAACCUCUGUAGAUCCGGCCAAUUGUGCAGAACUCACAAAUAUGCUUUCGGUUGCUUCAGAUCAUGAGUGGGACUUGCAAGAUCUGACACGGAUUUGGGAAAUCUUGCUGGAGAGAAAAGAUAGCCAGACUUUGUACAAAGCAUUCAGCAUCUUUUUAGAGGACUGUCCCCUUCUUCUCUUACUUGAACUGUAUGAGCUUUGCCUGCAACAUAAAUACUAUCUGGAGGCUGGACAGAAAAUAGAUGAUUUCCAAAGAUGGAUGAUGAACGAUGACACUGAAGAUACAGAGUUAUCGCUUCUCAUUCCACUGCCCUGGUUGCUACAAAGAGCUUCUCAACUUCUGCAGCUCCUUCUCUUGCAGACCCAGACUCCAUAUGAAUUGCGGAAGGUUUUGCAGCUUCUGAGUGACAAAGCUAAACCACAGUUAUUUGGCGGAAUAGAUGUUCAUAAGCUGAGUGAUCUAACCUCUAUUCUUCAAGACCACCCUAUUGCCAUUAGCAAAGAAUUAAUAUGCCACUAUAGUCCUGAAGCCCUGCAGGUUGAGUGUCAAAGGCUUAUACAGAUGCUGUUGGACAAAAGGAUUUUUUCUCUUGCACAAAGAGUAGCAGAACUAGCAGAAUUGCCCACUGACAGUAUUGUCAUAGAAGAGGUGUUGCAGGACCAAUGUCUCUUAAAAGAGGUUGGGCAGUGGGAGAAUUCUCAAAGCCGUGUACAGUACUGGAGAAAAUGCCACCAGGUGUUUAGCGCCACGGAGCUCUCCCCAGCUGCAGCGUCUGACUUCUUCUGCUCUCAGACUCUUUCUCUUGUAGCGCCUGAAUGCUUGCUUAGGGAUCAGACAGAGUUUUUGGCAGAGCAGGAGAUGCUGUUUACCCUUGCUGGGCACUGGAGGUCCCUAAGUAACACUGCUUCUAUAGAAGUCCUGGAGGAAAUUGAGCAGAAGAUUUGGAAAUGUCGCCUGGCAAGAGAAGUAUUGAGUAAACAUGGAGCUGCUAGUCAACUCUGUACUCUGCCUUCAUUUGCUAGCUUGACCCUGGAGUUUUCAUUCUCAUCUUUGCCUGCACUAAACUCUCCUUCGCUUCUUCAUAUCUCUAAUUUGCCACCGCUUGGUACUCCUAGCAGUUUGUUGGACAGAGAACAGACCAAAGCAUUGAGCUCUUUGGUUGACUGCCUGUUGGAUGAGAGCCGUGUGCACGAGGCCAGUCGGGUAUGCAGGUACUUUCUGCUACCUCAUUAUGAUCUUUGGCUACUGCUGAACUGCAGGGCACUAGCAACAGGAGAGACCGUAAGGGACCAACUGCAUCCGGAAAUUCAAGCUAUCCUCGGUGAAGGCAGCGAACGCCGGGAAAGCAUAUGGCACCAGAGGAAAAGACUGCACAGCUCCUCCUCUCUGGACACCGCCAUGCCCCCUGUACCCAGUGAUCCUGUGCUCUUAGAUCUGGAAAUUCUGAAGGACAGGUGCUCCCAUGGCAAAACCUACUGCCAACAGCUGCUGUGUCUUUACGAGUUAAGCCAGGACCUGGGAUGUUCCUUCUCAGAUAUCUCCUCUCGAGAUCCCGGCGAGAUUCUACGCUCUCUGCUUUCUUCUCAGCGUCCCGAGCUCACAGACAGAGCACAAGCAGUCAUCAACUUCCACGGACUGUCGCCGCAAACAGUGGCACAGAUUGUGGCAGAAGAGGGUGUGAGAGUCUGGCGGGCAGGGCCCGUGGAAGUUUAUAAUGCCUCUGAAAUAAGGCAGCGCUUUUUGCAGCUUGUAAAACUUUGCCAGGACCCAACUCUGGUUGGAUUAACGCUACUUGACUAUCUAGAAAAUGUGCCACUGACUGAGCAACACUGCAUUAUUGAACUCCUGAUUUCUGCCCACGAUUGCUUCAGUUUAACGUGCCAUCUUGAAGGAAUUCGACGGGUGCUUCAGGCAUGUCGACACCUAACCGAGAGUCACUUGGCGGCUAACCAAGAAUACAGCCUUAUGGUUCGCCUACUCUCUGGGAUUGGUCGUUAUAAUGAGAUGGUUUAUGUGUUUGACAUUCUGCACAAGGAACAGCACUUUGAGGUUCUGCUGAGGAAACAGCUAGAUACAAAGGGGGGACUGCAGACUGCUCUUUUGGAAUACAUUAAGCGCUGCCAUCCAGGAGACAGCGAGAAGCACAACAUGACUGCGCUCUGCUUCAGUUUGCACCGUGACAUUGGCCACAACCAUGAGCAGGCAGCUUUGAUCCAGCUCAAACUCAUCCAGUCUAGGGCAUGGGAAUACUGGAUGUCUGAAUUGGUGGAGUUGAGAUCUGCACUAAUGAAAGCACUUACCCUCCUAAUAGAUGCAGCUGAGAGCUACUCAAAGGAUUCCUGCGUCCGUCAGUCUCUGCGCUGUGCUCGCCUUACCCGUCUGUUGACUCUGCAGCUUCAUCUGCUAAACAACAGUCAUCAAACUAAAUUAAUCAACCUGGAUAGAGAGAACUUGAUGGAGCCAAUACUGGAACUGCCACGUUUCUACCAGGCAGUCAUUGUUACAGAGGCCUAUGAUAUACAGCCAGACUGGGCAGAGGUUUUAUAUCACAAGGUGAUUCUUGCUGGAGACUUUCAGUAUUUAAAUGAAUUCAAGCAGCGAGAACUGCUACGGAGUGGAGUGUUCCAGCAACUGUCUGACAAGUGUAAAUUACAGCCUCCAGGAGCUACCGGACUUCAAAAUCUGAAGAGAGUGCUCGGUUACUGCGAAGAUACCUAUACCCGCUACAAACUGGCCUUGGAAAACCAGUUCUAUGAUGUGACCGAUGUUUUAAUGAGAGACUCACAAACCCGCUGCUGCCUGACUGACAUGCUGUCUCGGUAGAAGACAGGGCAAAAUGGAAGGAUAACACUGAGGCACAAAUGUGAAUAUGCCAUGACAUUGUUUGUUACAUGAACAGUUUGAAAUGGCUUAGCUGGCUAAGUGUCCAAACUGCUGUCUUAUAUCUCUUUCUUUGCCACAAGGGGCUUUUAUUUGCCCUCAUCUCUGGUAUUUGGAGCUUAUUAAAUGUUAAUAUCUUCUUAAGAACAACCAUA
Messenger RNA from Xenopus tropicalis (tropical clawed frog), 7500 nucleotides. RefSeq names its product SPG11, spatacsin vesicle trafficking associated (gene spg11). The record is from RefSeq and is marked validated. Lineage: Eukaryota; Metazoa; Chordata; Amphibia; Anura; Pipidae.